Bursaphelenchus xylophilus (pine wood nematode) is the source of this 1214-nucleotide messenger RNA. NCBI's taxonomy places the organism in Eukaryota, Metazoa, Nematoda, Chromadorea, Rhabditida, Aphelenchoididae. The record is from the annotation of a GenBank genome assembly.
AUGAGACUCCUCCGUCUAAUCUGUUCAAUCUCCCUGUUGUACUGUACAUUGGCCGACCGGAAAUCGAGCAGUGUGCUGGAAAAUAUCAAGAAGAGGUAUCCGAACAGAGUGUUCAAUGUUUUGACACCCGGCGAUUUCCACGAAUACAUUGCGGUGGGGAAAAUCGACGGUGAUCCGAACUACACAAUCGCCAGAUGUAAGGCUGACUAAUCGCUUCUUAUAGGUGUUUCAGUGAAUGUCAACGAAAGCUACAAUGCGAAAAAGAAGGAUGUCGGAGUCCCGAAUGUAAGUGGAGCAUAAACAACGCUUUACAUUGCGGGGAAGUUCUAUAAAAUCAAUUUUGUAGAACAUGCCCUACCCGUUGGUCUACUUCCCCGCCAAAGCUGGGGACGCGGAAUACGGCAACAUUCUCUAUGAAGUCGCGAAUAGCAAAAAGAUCAAGAUCUUCAAUUCGGCGACGUAAGUGGCCUUGAACAUGUGCUUAUAUACGAUUGCAGCGGCCGAGUUUGUGGUUGGGACAUCCCCACCUGGCCAGACAUCAGAAAUAGACCCCAUGUCUAUCUGAUGGGAAAGAACUACUUGAGUUUGGGACCAGAGGAUGCGGUCAGAUUGGACACGCUGAACUGUAGUCACUCGGGACAGAGCCUCCCGGUCGUCAAGGUUAGGGACAUCCCUGAUUCAGAGCUUUCGAAAAAAAUCAAAGACAUGGUUCCUAAAUGCUGGGUAGGUCAUGAACAAGCCUGCGCCGUAAAUUCUUUGCAAAUCUUGUAGCCUUCAAAUCCUCAAAUUUUUAGAGCAACCGCACCGACGAUGUUUACUGUGUGAACGACAUCGACAUCGAUCAAACCAUUCAAGUCCCCCGCGCCAACCCCAUUUACCACACCGACAACCUGACUGUGUACGGGUUCUGCUGCGAUGCCAACAACAAGUGCGAUGGCGAUGGUGGAGACAGAUGCUCGUAUUUCAUCUACGAUCACUAUAAUGGCGCUGAUUGGUACAUUGACGACGAUUCGGACUGGACAACCGACUCCGUGAAGAAGCCCUACUUUUUGAUUCCGUACAUUUACAAGAACGACAAGUUCCAGAACGUCACCAGAAGACAUGCGAGCACACCGACUCCAACUGUGGUCACAACGCCCGCCCCAGGUUGCGGAUAUUGUUGCAACUUCUUCUUUUUCUUCGCUGGCUUCUUUGGUGGAAAUUCCGGAAAUUAA